CUGUGGCGGGUAGACACGGGCCCAGACGGGAAGGCCGCUGUGGAGUUUCUGUCUAAUCUGGCUAGACAUACCAAAGCUGUCAACGUAGUGCGCUUUAGCCCUUAUGGGGAGCUGCUUGCCUCAGGAGGAGAUGAUGCAGCAAUUCUGCUGUGGAAGCUCAAUGACUCUAAGGAGCCUGAGCAGGCACCCAUGUUCCAGGAGGAUGAAGAUGCUCAGCUCAACAAGGAGAGCUGGUCUGUGGUCAAGACACUAAGGGGACACAUAGAGGAUGUGUAUGAUAUCUGCUGGACACGGGAUGGAAACUUCAUGGUGUCUGGGUCUGUUGACAACACAGCUAUUAUGUGGGACAUCAACAAAGGACAGAAGCUGUGUAUCCUGAAUGACCAUAAGAGCUACGUGCAGGGAGUGACCUGGGAUCCUUUAGGGCAAUAUGUAGCCACUCUCAGCUGUGACAGAGUGAUGCGUGUAUACAGUACUCACACCAAGAAGAAGGCCUUCUGUAUCAGUAAAAUGAGCUCUGGGCCACUUGCAGAGGGAGAGGUCAAGCAGUACAGGAUGUUCCACGAUGACAGUAUGAGGUCGUUUUUUCGCCGUCUUUCAUUCACACCAGACGGGUCUUUCCUGCUUGCCCCAGCUGGAUGUGUGGAGAUAGGAGAAAACAUCAUAAAUACCACCUACAUCUUUUCCAGGAAGAGUCUCAAGAGGCCUAUAGCUCACUUGCCUUGUCCAACUAAAGCUACACUGGCGGUGCGCUGCUGUCCCGUCUACUUUGAACUGAGGACCAAGAAGGGAGAAGAUGGUUCAAUUGAGGCUCUUCCCAAUGUAUUCCAGUUGCCGUACCGAAUGGUGUUUGCUGUAGCAUCUGAGGACUCAAUCUACUUGUAUGACACACAGCAGACACUCCCUUUCGGUUUGGUGUCUAAUGUCCACUACCACACACUCAGCGAUCUUACAUGGUCUCGUGAUGGUUCCUUCCUGGCUGUUUCCUCCACAGACGGCUACUGCUCCUUCCUGUCCUUCUCUCCCGGGGAGCUGGGCAUUCCUCUAAAGGAGCCCCCCACCCUGGAGGUCUUUGCACCAAACAACAGCGUUGAGAAAAAGGGAAAGAAGUCGGCCAAGACCUCAUCUCCUGUGACCCAGCCACUAAGCUCGGCCCCGACUCCCGCAUCGCAAACCAGCCUUGGCAAAGACGCCCCCUCUGUCACCCCUUCAGAGGAGAAGAAGAGCACCCCCAGUGCCAAGUCUAAACCUCAACCCCGGAGGAUCACCCUCAACACCCUGGAGGGCUGGGGGAAGCCCUCUACCCCUAAAGCCACGACUCCUUCAGCACCUCAGACCCCAACAUCCGCAAGCAAAAGCGUAACCUCGACCCCACAAGCCUGUGUCGCUCCUCUCACUCCUACCAACUCCUCCACAACCCAGCCACGCAUCUCCCCCCACACUCCCACCACCCCUAAAAUCCUCAGCAGUGCUAAAACUGCUGGGCCCAUCACCCCUAAGGGUACAACAACCCCAAAGGGGCCCACCCCAAGGAGAGUAUCUUUGACUCCCGUUGCAUCCCGGUCUCCAGCUGUUAGUUCACUCUUCCGCACGCCCUCCUCCACUGAGAAGGCCAAACAUGAACGUCCUUCUCCUCCCACUGAUCCAGUGUGCCAGCCUCCAGAGUCCAAACGGCCAAAGACCAGUGAGCCCACGGCAAAAAGCAGUGUCACCCAGGCUUAGUGUUUACCGGUAACAGCGUGGUGCUAUAUCACAAGAGUGCAUACAGCAGACGGUGACGGUGAAAGAAGCUCCAGUACAAAACCACUGAGGCUCCCCAUGGGUGGAACACCACAGUGCAAUAAGCAUUGUGUUUGGGUUGAUAUAGUCUGUAUUUGAUCUAACGAGAGAUUUUUAACCUCACAUAAUGUACUCCAUUACACAACAAACUGCAUCGCAGCAAGUGUCCUUGAAUUAACUCUUCUUUUAGUCGUGUGCAUGUGUUUUGUAUCCUACAGUAAACAGGCAAUGAGAUAAUUGUAUUAUAUUUGAUUUGUUUGACAUUGAGAUGCUGAAGUGCUGUUGUAAUAAGGAAAGUUCUCUCUUUGUGUCAAUAACACACGAUUGUGAAACUAAAACUGCGCCCAAAACCUGAAUUAGAAAAACAAAAACAAAAUGAGCACUUCAAGGUUUAGUGCCUUGUCAGAACUUUGAAUAUGCAGCCUGAGUCUUAAUUUGCUGCUUGAGUAAAAAGCUCAAGAUUGUCCAGCGUUCAAGAGUCAUUUUCUCAUUGUCUAAUAAAAGAUGUUUCAUAUACCGUGCAUGUUUAAGCGGGAUGAUUCUUGCUUUCCUUAGGUGACUGUUAUUAAGAUGAUCAUUCAUAGGGUGUCUUUAUUAAACUGAGUUCGAGGCGUACGUCUCUUGAGCCAUCUUUACAGAUGCAGUGAGGAUUAGGCUAAUGAAGAAUUAAUUGUAGAUGUGCAUGGCUGUUUGUCGCAGUGUAUUCAAGACUGUAGCCAGAAUGUUGAAAUUCUGAGAUCACAACAUUUUUUACUUUGAAUUAAAAAACCAAACCCUUUUCUUA
Micropterus salmoides (largemouth bass) is the source of this 2563-nucleotide messenger RNA. It is a transcript of the gene chaf1b, whose product is annotated as chromatin assembly factor 1, subunit B. Gene Ontology annotation, molecular function: protein binding. Gene Ontology annotation, cellular component: nucleus; CAF-1 complex. Gene Ontology annotation, biological process: nucleosome assembly; DNA replication-dependent chromatin assembly. NCBI's taxonomy places the organism in Eukaryota, Metazoa, Chordata, Actinopteri, Centrarchiformes, Centrarchidae. The record is from RefSeq and is a predicted model, not a curated record.